Molecule: messenger RNA, 24407 nt
Organism: Xyrichtys novacula (pearly razorfish)
Lineage: Eukaryota; Metazoa; Chordata; Actinopteri; Labriformes; Labridae
Source: the annotation of a GenBank genome assembly
AUGUAUGAGCAGAGGCUGCUGUUUGUGAGUAGGAGUUUUACAGCAAAUAGAGAAUCCUUAGGCUGUGUUUAUAUUGCUUUAUCUCAAAUAUGAACGGUGUAAUAACAGCGUGAGCAGCUAUUACUCUGUUUGAAAUCUUUCAAGAAAAAAAAUUCAUCUCACAGAGUUAUCAUGUGCAGUAUAAAAAUGAGGAAGCUCUCACUUUCAUAGGCACACGUUAUCUUUUAACAAGCUCGUCUCUCUGUGCUCUCCCCACAGCUGCCAUGCUGCCCAGACUUCCUUUCUAUAUCCUCAUUUCUUUGCCAGCUCUCCUAGUGCAGGCCAGCACUGCAGAUUCAUCCAAGAAGAGUCCUGCUGCCAGCCCCCCAAUCGCCCCCUGCCCCUCUCAGUGACCCCAGCUGGGCCCUGGGUCUGCGCCUGUACCAGGGCCUCUGCACAGAUCCCAGCUCUGUGAACACCCUCUUCUCCCCUCUGCUUGUGGCCUCCUCACUCACUGCUCUGGAAGAUGGGUCAACAGGCACCACUGCAAGCCAACUCCAAGACCUCCUGAAGACCCCCUCUCCAGCCAAGAAUGAGGCUGACUCUGGUCUGGUUCUCUCUGGGAUGCUAAAGCGCUUCAUUGAAGCUAAUGGGUCCAGCUUUCACCUGCACACAUCCUCAGCUCUGUUCUCCAAGAAUACCCCUCAGCUCAACCAGGACUUUGUUAAGGACAGCAAGACUAGAUUCAGAGUGCAGCAUCAGCUGCUCGCAAAAGGAGACUUCAAGGCUGACCUGAAGCAGGUCCAUAGCUGGGCUAAAACUGGGCUUGGUGGGCUUGAGGGAGCUCCUUUAGCGGCUGAAAUCCAGGCUAAGAUUGGUGCACUUUUCCUGGCCAAUGCAGUGCGUUUCAGGGGUGAGUACGCCACACCAGCAUGAAUAGAGAUCCUUCUUUCCGGCUUCCAACAAGGCUGUUGUUUUGAAAAUACUAAUCCUGUAAAAGAACAUGUUACUUUUUUGUGAAAAAAAAAUCAGAAGCAGACAGGCGUCCACACAGAGCUACUUGUCAGGGCCCUGGGAUAAUGAAAUCAUCUAAAAUAUGAUAUUAUUUGAAAAAUGUGAGAGAAUAGUCAUACAAAAGUGGACGAACAUUAAAUUACCCUGUAGCCAACUGAAUAUUUUAUUACACAGCAUGGCUGAUUGGUUGCAAACAUGCUACAUGGAGGCUGGACUGGACUGAAUCAUGCUAAAAUAGCCUGCUGUGCUCUGCAAUUGUGGAGUCAUUUGUAAUUAUGCAAUGUCUCAUUACUGAUGUUUUGUGCUAUUGCAUGAGAAGUCUUCCAAGUUUACCCUUUUCAGUGUUCAGACAGCAGUGAGAGCUUCCACGCCAGUUUGCCUUCUACAUUGUGUGUGCCAGCAUGCCCACCAGUGUGCAUGUCUGCCUGUUUCUGUGUGUGUGCAUGCGUGUUGGACUCCAGCUGGUGGACACAGCAGAUAAAGAAUGAUUCUGGGGUCCAUCACUGAGAGCUUAUUCAUCUUCCAUUGGGGGUGAUGUGUCAUCUUAAAUAAUUGAGUAACAAGUGUCCAGACUCUCUCCCUUGGUGUCAUGCCUAACAUCUGUGCUUGGAGCACUCCACGUCUGCAGCAGCACAACUUGGCUCAGUUCAGCUCUUUGUGACGGUCUGCAGUGGUGGAAACUAGUCAGCGUUUCAUUUUAGAUGCUGUAGUUAGUGGCCCCAUCUGUCUUUAAGAGUUGCAGCCCAAAAUCAUGUUCAUAUUAUUCUUAUCUAAAAAUUCAUUUUUAUUCUUCAUUGUCAGGCCUUUGAAUGUGCAGUGUUGAGCAUUUAGCUGCUUUGAAGACUUGUAGAAAUGGAAUAUGAGCUUUAUAUGUUUAAAUGAGUGUUUAAUUACCUUAAAGUAUUAUACAAUAGGAGUAUUAAAAUGUUUGUUUCUUAAUUGUAAAGUUGGAACAAACUUCUGCUAUUUAGACAAGCAGGUCCCCGUCAUCAGAGACAACCAUCUUGCACUACCAUCCUCCUACAAUAUUAUAAAACAAACUAACUUCUCUUCCAUUUGUGUUUUUGUGUGUAGUGAGUGGCUGUCUGACAUGCACUGUUGUAAUGUGCAAAAUAAUUUUGAUUACUUGAAUUUUUUUAUGGUAAAAACUUGACAAAUGGAGGAUCAUACUUCUCCCAGGAGCUUCUUGUCCUCUAUGGCCACUGUUGCUUUAGGGGAGGGAUUGAGAAGGGGAUGAUUUAAUAUGGGAUCUAACCUCUAGAUAUUGCUAAAUAUUCCCAUUUGUACACACCCAACCCUUUUUAAAGGACACAUACUUGACCUUAUAUGGUUGAGAAAGGGUUUUAGUAUUUUUUUUAUUCACAUCAAAGACUUAUCACAUAGCUUCAUUUUUCCAUUUUCAUGUCAACUUCCAGGAACUUUAUCUACCAUCUCCCUCUUUCUUAAAGCACAGCCAGCGUUUGCCUGCUGAUGUAGAAUCUAAUUUUUGUUUGCACUCUUCACAAAAGAUGAUGUGUUAAAUAUAGCCUCCUGUUUCACUCGUUCUUUUUGUGGCAUUUGUCACUUUUUGUGCUUUUGUCAUUGUUCAUCUUGUGUCUAAUCUGCCCCUGUCCCCUCAUCCUCUUCUUCGUCUCCUGUUCACAUCCUUAUCUGCUUCUAUCUGCCUCUUCUCCUGCUGUUUCCUCCUGCAGGUAUUCUUUUUAUUCCUGCAAAAAGGCAAUGCUGCUGAAGUGAAUACAGGAUGCCAACAGAUAGACAGUCUUUUGAAAGUAACAUUCCCUGACAGACUAUAUAUUUGAUAAGCAAUUUAAUUAAUUUUCUUUGUUUGAUGUUUGACUUCAUUACAAAAUUAGUUUUUCUGUGAACCGACCCUCGUUGGUUGAUUCAUUAAUUUUGUGGAGGAAAUAUACAAAUUAGAUUAUACAGCAGAUUGCAGCACACAAAUUAGAUUACUGAAAAUUGGAUUUCUUUAGUUUUGACUCAUAAUUUAAAAGUGGUCGAUAGUUUGCCUCCUGCUCUUACAAGCUGCCUCUGGGUUAUUGGAACUUUCUAUUGUCUUUCAAUUUGAGCGUGCUAAGGCAGUUCACAGCGUGCAAUAGUAUUAAGGUUUUAGAGGUUGUGCUGAAAUUCUGUUGGGAAUGAAAAGGGUUUUGCCUCAUCGUCUGUUUUAGUUGGCUCCACUUUUGUUUCCUGUCAUUUGUUGUUGGGAAUAAAAGUUCUUACGCAGCAGUGUACAGCUUUUGGUAAGACUGUUAACUGGAUUCAAGAAAAGGAAGGUCAGAGGAGAUAAAUAGAGUGUAAGGUUGUGAAAGAUACAAGUAACACAGAGAAUAGCAAAAGGACUGCAGAAAAGAGUUGUUCAAUAAGAGAUUUCUGGACAAAGAGAUACAGGGCAGGAAAAGAAGGGGGAAACCUACAGAUUAAAAAUGGAGAAAAGAGAAGAGAAGGUGGCCUGCUGAGAGCAUAAAAGAUUGACAGACAUGGUAGAGGGAUGGAAAAGACCUACCUUGGGAGUUCCAGUCCACAUUAGUUAAUUAAUUCAGGCUUUGUUCCUGUUUUAGACUAAACUAACACCAGAGACAGAAGAAAAAAAAUAAGAUUGUGAAGGGGGAAAAAGCAACAGAGCGAACUCACACACAAGAUAGCACAAAUACAUGGGCAACUACAGGAGGAAAUAAAAGUCAGAGAGAAGUUGGAGAGAACAACAAGUCCCCACAUAUUUAACCUCGAAUAAUAGCUUCUGAAACACCACAACUCCUUGUAAUCAAAAGUUGAUGAGGGAUGAGAGGGAGCAAGUCAGUCUCAUUGAUUCUUUUCUGGUUUUCGCCCUAAGUUUACAGUAGGAACAGAGGAGAUCUGAUCUCAGUGAUUGGAUUUCUUUGCUGUGUAAUUGUUUCAUUCUUUUAUGCUGAUAGAUUUGAAUGGAUUCUAGUUUUUAUUGAUGUCUUUGCUGUGUCCUAUAAAAUAAGAUAAUGUCAUUAAAACCUGAACAAUCUCUGAUGUCUAGACACAAGCUCACAGUGCCACACACACACAGAUCAACCGUCUGACUGGUGAGGUCAUGAAAUCUCACUUCCUUCCUUUACAUUGAAGUAUGCACACACUGUGUGGAAAUUAUUCAUCAUUGUGGUAUGUUUUCAACAGCAUGGCUGCCACUUCAGGUAACCUUCAGCCAGUUGUAAAAUUCCAAUGUGAUCACAUUACACUCUCUGAUGUUAAAGGAAGCAAAGUGACUGACUGACUUGCACCAACAUGUCUGGAAGGGAAACUUGCGUGUCAUUUUGCUGUUACUUGUGAUAGGCUGAGAUCCAGGGGGGCUGGGUGGUCUUUGGGGAAAGCUACUGUUAGAGUUGAAAACAUACAUGCAGGAAUUUGAAGAAUUCCAAGAAGUUUAUUUUUUUACUUCAUGUUUGAUUUUCCAUUUUGUUGUGAAGGCUACUUGUAAACUGUUUCAAGCAGCGGAGUCAUGUGUUUCUUUUUUAUUCAGCAGAUAGUGAAACAGUUCAACACCUACCAGACACCCUGUACAUUGUAGGGAUGGGGAGACUGAACGAUUCACAUCCAUACAUGAGUACAUGCAAACACGGGGCAAGUGCAAUGCUAAAGCAGCUGUGUAAAAAUACAAUUUUUGAAUGAAAUCUAGAUGCAUUGUUUAAACCACAGACUGUAUAAUUACUAGAUGUUGCAUCAGUGACAUUAACCAUUUGUUUCUAAAGCAGAGUUUUGAAGCCAAUCAGUGGCGGUCGCCAUAUUGAUUAUACUUUCUCAAUCAAACAUUCGGUCAGCAGAUUAGAGGUAGACCUUUACCCUCCCCUUACAUGGCUACAGUGUGCCUGCCUGUCAGUCACGUUAGCUGUUCACCGAUGGAACCAGGCUGUUGACGAGUUUAUUCUUGCUCUGAGAACUGGCUGUUUUGGCUCAGAGCGUUUGCGGGUUUUGGUGCUUCUGCAGCCAGCCUCAAGCAGACACCCAGAGAACUGAUGUUUUAUGCAGUUCUGCAUUAGCUUUAUUUCUCAAAACUGGAGGUUGCCAGUUAGUAAAAAUCAGUCUAUUUGGGACUAGAUGUUGCAUCCACUGACUUAGAAAUGUGGUGGUUACAGUAAUCAGAUAUUUUGUCUUUUACUUUUAUUCAAUUCCUCCUGCAUUUGACCCAUGUUAUGUUUAGUUGAGUUUGGAAUAUUAACUCCUGUAUUGGAGAACAGGGAACACUACUGUGUUUGCAGAGGGACUGGUGACUUGACUAAUCAGAUGCAGUUUGCUAAAUUUGUUGUGCUGCUCUUAAUGAAGUAGCAGUCACACCACCUAGCUGAAGUAGCUAGGUGGUGUGACUGUGGAACAUCUACUAGUGUCCUGGUGUUCCCCUCUGGUUUGGGUUCAUCUGCAGCAAUAAGACCCAAGAGUAGUGAGUGAAGUACUGCUAGUUUUUCCAUGCCCUGCAGGCUAGUGACUCCUUCUGGUCAAAGUCAAUAAGUGACAGCAAAGCCGUCUUUAUUUGUACAGAUUUCAAGCCUUAGACUUUUAAUUCAAGAUGAUUUUUUUUCUUCCAAUUGUAACAGUAAAGACCUUUUUUUGAAAGGUUAUCUUGUUUUUUUGUUGUUCAUAAAAUAGAGGUAACACUUACACUUAAAUACUCUUAUUAAUCUUGAGUGUCUGUAGUUCUGUGUUGAGGUGUAGUAAAAAUGUACUGUCCUGUAAACUUCAAACACACAAAACACUUGGACAGAACUUAAAGAAAGGACUAGUUUGUAACAGCUCAUGAUUUUAUUUGAUUCAUAAAUAAAGAAGCUCAUUGAAUUGCACUGUAACUUUGUAUCAUUAAAUCACAUCAUAUCACAUCAAAUCACACUGUGUAGAAUCAGGUUGCAUUCUGUUGUGCUUCAUUAUGAUUGGUGUGUGAAUUUUAUUGUUUUAAUAGUUGCUGCACAUGUACCUUAAAAUGAUGUAGUGGGAUGUGUAUUUCAACACAACACGUGUGCUCCCUGACAUCAUGAAUCUCGUUUAUAUUAUUUUUCAUUUAGUGUAAUCAUAUAGUUGAUAAUCCUUAAUUUUAGUUGAUACAUCAUCCAAACAGUUAUUGAAUUUCUGAAUAAUCUGAAAGAUAAACUAUUUUAACUUUGUCAGGUUUUCUGCCAUCAGCUGCAGGUUUACUUUUAAACAAAAUGUGUAUGCUUAAGCUCAUGUUUACCAGCAAAACUCAUGACUUUCCCAGCAGCCUCAGCGACACUCAGCUUAGUGAGUAUGAUCAGCUGAUAUUCAGUUUAUGGGUAUUAUUUUUUUUUAUCAUUCUGGGAUAUUUUGAGAGUAAUGGGUUAUUUAUAACAUAAAAUGAAUUACAAGGCUCUUCAGCCUAUGUCCCAUUGUAAGUAUAUUGGUAAGGCUAGUCAUCACAAAACUUGCACCUUGGUACUGUACAAUGAAUGUUCUUUAUCAAAUGUUUAAUCAAUGAUAAAAAAUAAUUUUUAUUUGUGGCCCAAAACAGCUUUGGGUGUUAUUCACAAAGAGUCCAAGUCAUGAUCUUUUGACCUUCUGGUUCGAUCAUAGACUGUAUAUUCUAUGGACAACUUGGUUCUGCCUACCGCCUCUAUAUGGAUUUGAAGCCAAAAAGCUCAAUAUUUCUGGGAAUUUUCUUCAUUUCCUGAAACCAGCGCUGCGCAGUAGCGAUGCGCGCAUUCGACCGCGCAGUUGCUGAGAGUCGCUGUGAUGACGCUCGGCUCAAACAGCGUAUCCCCCGGCUGAGCUACACAAUCCCUGAACACCCAUAGGCUGUAUCAGGUGUCAAUCAUAGAAAACAUGAACCCCCUAAUAACUUUUAAAAACGGAGCUUCACAGAAAAAAGAGGACUUGAGCACAAACCAGUCUUACAGUGACUAUAUGUCAACAUCACAAGGAGUGGGGAGAAAAAUGUAUGUUCUGUGUAAUACAUUUCUAAAGUUUGUCAACAGCCCCAUAAGCUUUGCUGGCGGAAGUGGGAUUUAUGACCUAUACUGCAGCCCAUCAACAGAGGGUGCUGUUCUCAGAGUGGCUUCACCCAGCGAGGAGGCAGACUCUGUCCAUUCUAUAUACAGUCUAUGGGUUCGAUACAGUGUUCUCUGCACUAUUGAAUGGGGACCAGCAACUUUGUGACAGUGUUGUGAGGUUAUUACAGUUGUAAUUCCACUGCUCUUAGCCUCUCCUAAAUUGACAGCUGUCAGGGGUUUAGCACCACUAUCCCUUUUUAAAUGGCCUCUGCAAAUACUGAUAAUGACAGUGGAGAGCAAAUAGCCGAUAUAAAAUGCUGAUAUGAUAUUGUUAUUUGUCUGCAUUAUACAAAGAAGAACAAUUUAACAGUAAGUACAAUUUGCUUUUCUUGAGCGGACCUUUCAUGAAAUAAGUUUAGAGGAGGCAAUAUUUGUCUCAGUGAAAUAUCAUCAGAACAGACUUCUGGACUGAAUUUAUAUAAAAAAAAAAAGACAAGGGGGACAUUGUGGUGAAAAUAAAAGAAGAAAAUCAUGUGUAAUUCCAUUACUCCAUGCACAUCACAUUCUCAUGCUCAUGGUUGUUUUAGCUUGCAUCAUGAUUCAAAUGGAUUUGUAAUGAAUUAAUGGAAAAAGAAAAUCAGAGGGGCAUGCUAUAGAUUCCUGAACAUCACUGCUACAUGUCAAAAGCAAUACCAAACCAUAUUUUUCUAUAUACCAGAACUGAAUUUAAAUAGCAUAUUUAAUUGAGUGUAGAUAAUUGUGAUAUUAGCCUUGUGAAGGCUGGUGCGCACGUGGAUAAAUUCAUAAUGCCAAAAAUCAGCGCACGUAAUCGGACGGCCGAGUAAUGGGUCCAACUUGACUCUCUACUGAGCAGUUUUGGGAACAGCUAGGAGACAUCUUUCAGUGGCUUGUAGACAUUGAUGAACUGUAAGCAUUUUUAGCCAGUGUCACUGCGCAUCAGGUCUAUCUGUAUUUAUGAACACGGCUUUGUUUAACCUAAUGUCCACCUUUUCACCUUCAUCAAUUAUUCAGUAUUUUCUUUAACAUCCUUUCCAAGUCGAGUAUACAGUAUCCAUGAUGAAUCCAUCCCCAAUGUUUGUUUGGCUGUUUGUUCAUGGCUGUGGGAGAGAGAGUUCAGCAAGGAGAGCACAGACCUUUGUACUUUCUUGGGUAAGAAAUACACCAAAGUGAUGAUGAUGCACAGAGCAGGUAAAAAAAAAAACACACACACAGUCUGUUGCAGUUGUUCUCCAUCCAAGAAAAUAAGUGCGGCAAAAAGCAAUUUAAUCCUAAAAUGGCUGGAACAUCUGUAAGGUCCAAUCUGCUUCCCUACUAUUUAUCACUGUGUACCUUAUGACUUAUUUAAUGUGCUUUUCAUAUUUUACGAAUUGUCUUAAAACAACAGCAAAGCAGAAACCAUGGAGGAAGGAUUGGGAGUAUUUUGCUUAAUAUUAUAUUACAGAGGCAUUUCUAAUUCAUUACAAUUUUAUUCAAUGACUUUAUUCAAUUCAAAUCCUGUCUACAUAUGCAUUUACACAGUGUUUAAAUGGGUCGGAUUUAACCUUGUUGUGUUUUCUCCUGUUUUUUUAUGUCUGUCUGUUCCAACCUUCAAAGGAAAUGUGUUGCAUUCAGCUCUUGUCCUCUUCUUAACUCUGUUUUCUUCAUCCCAAUCUUCUACCUGCCCUUUCCUUCAGGUUUGUACCAUAACUAUGAAGACAUUGAAAACAUGGUGCAGGUCCUGGAGGUGCCUCUAUGGGGAGGAAAGGCAAGCAUUGUGUUCCUGCUGCCCUUCCAUGUUAAGAGUCUGGCAAGGUUGGAGAAGCUCCUGACCGUUGAGCUGCUUUCAAAGUGGCUGGAAAAGACAAAUGUGACCAGUGUGUCCAUCUCACUGCCCACGGCAAACCUCACCAGCACACUCAGUCUGCAGGUCUGUAUCUGGUUUUAUUUAUUAUUGGUGAAUGAUUUUGAAAAAUACCUGCAAAUAGCUGUAGGUUUAAAGCUUGGUUGGUUUCAGCUGAAGAUCAACAUAAUAACAUGAGAGGAGCUGUCACCAUGUUUUGAAAUAAAUAAGGCCCUAGCUUCAAUAUGUUGCUUCAUGAUACCUUGAUGAUCUGAAAGUAUCCAGAUCAAAUUAUUCUUUAUCCACCGCAGUUUUACUGAAUGCUACACCCAAUUGCCCUAUGACAGACAGAGUGGUAUGUUUGUCUUGCGUAUUUGAGUAAUAGCUCAAGUAGUUUAUUGUUUUUCUGAAAGUUCGAGUUGCUGAUCAAUGAGGCCCCACUGGUUCUUUUGACUUAACCCCCGACACACUGUACCACAUCUCUAAAAGCUGGUUCCAUGUCAGGGUUAGACCUCAGUGAGGGAACUUACUUUCUGUUAAUGGUCCUGCUCAAGUUAAACCUUUUGUAAAACGAAAGGCUAGACAGAACUUAAAAUUCUGUCUGGAGAAAAAGACUGUUGGUUUGUUUUUUAGUUUCUCCAACACCAUUGUAUUUUUCAAUGAUAUAUUUAUUUUUAAAAACUUUUAAAUGGCUCAUUUGACUGGUCUAGUAUAUGCUUUGUGUCAUAUGCAUUUAAAUUACUUUACAACACAUCUUCAUGCUUUUGGUUUUCUAGGUUUUAUACUUUUCAGGAGACUAUCAGAAACACAGAUUAUUAACAUGGAACUUUCGAUCACAGAGGAGAAGAAGAACCUCUAAUUAAAUUCUCACUCUUGACUGAAGGAGCAGCUCAGCUUGCUGCCCCCUGUGAACUGCACGGUCUCAAAAAUUAACUUCAGAGAAAAACCUUUUCAAAACAUGAAACUGAAUUAAUCAGCGUUUAAGCUCAUUAGAAAGGAAUACUGUCUUCAAACUGGGACGGAAAAGGACAGACUGUGACCACAUUUUGCUGUCUGAUAAGUUACACUCAAUGCUAACACUACGAGCACAUCACUGUUCUCUGUGAUAAAUUACUUUGAUUCAGUUUGUACUAAGGUUGCACGAUAUUGGAAAAAACUAACUUUGCGAUUUUUUUCAACCCUGCGAUAUAUAUUGCGAUAUUAAAAAAUACUAGAAUUUUCACCAGAUGACCUGAAUAGCACUUAAUGUUAUGCUGCACUGCUGAAAUUUUAAGGACAGUUAACCUGCACUGAUCUUACCUCUUUUUGUGAAUGUUAGUAGAGCGGCUUUUGUCUGUCUCAGAGAUAUUUUUAGCUUUUAUUGUGCUGGGAUGUUAUUGUGGCAACAGAUGAACACAGAAGACGUGUUUUGGUCGACAUCAUCCUUCUUUUAACCGAAAUAAUUCCAGAUAACUGACUUUUCUUUUCUUUUUGGUAACAAGACUUCAUCUUCUGUGGUUUUCUCUGUUUGUUGCUCAGUUUGCGAUCGUUGUUGUUGUUGUUGUUACUGGAGUUGUGCUGAGAAACGCAUGUCCUCUGAGAAUUGCAAGCACCUCACAAAACGCGCACUGCUUAAAGUAGAGUGGUCCACGGAAAUGUACAAUUUAAACCCAUACAGUUCUUAUUUGUUGGGCUAAACAGUGAUGAGAAUGAAAGUAAUUCUCAGCGGACACGCGUUUCUUGGUUCAACUCCGGUCGCGCCAGCGACUCACUCCAUGUGCAGGGGUGGGUUUCCUCCUCUCUGAUUUUGAUUGACAGCUGGCAGGGUAGUCUGAUUGGCAACUGAGUAAAGAACGAAGGUGAUUGGUGGAUCGCUGCAAAGCACAUGCAGAGUCACAUGCAGUGUAUCUCAGUCAGCUACCCUUGAAAUUAACUGAGUUCAUUCACCUCAGACAUCGCAGGCUCUGUGAUGUGACUACUGCACACACGUACAUCGCGAUGACGAUGCUCAAACGAUACAUCGUGCAGCCCUAGUUUGUACUUACUGGCAACUGAUGCCAUCUAGCCAACACCCAUGGUGACAGCAUGAUGCUGUUGAAUACUGUUAUGGAGCAGCAGAAAGAAAAUAUUCCACACAUGUAGACUAUUGUAGGGAUCAAUUAAAAUCUGAGAUUAUUCAAAAUGGCCCAGGAUUCUGGCACUUUACCAUUACAGCAUUUAGAGAAAAACAUUAGCAUUUCUGAUGGUUUGAUUGACAAUGAAGCAAGUAUGGGUUCAAGUCACUGUCCCCUAUUUCAGUCCUCAGCACAAAAGAAUGAAGUGAUCUCCUGGUUUAUCAGAUAUUUAUGAUUGGGCAGAGGAGAUGUGCUUGCUCAGCUUCAUUACACACUGGUAACAUUUUAUUACAGGAAUCCUGUUUAAAGCCUCAACUGUAGUUUUCUCUUCAUUCUUUUCUUUGUUUUAUUUCAUGUACCCAUGCUUUACAUCUGCUUUUCUUUAUUCUCUUCUGAUUUGGCCACCUCCUCUCAUUUAUUUGCAUGUGGUGUAUCUUGCUUUUGGGGUUACUGUGUAUUUUUUUCUUCUGGCUGCAGUUUUUUUCAUUCAAAUAUUUUUACUCCAUCCUAUUUGCCCUGUCACCUCCUCCCCCCUAGUAUGUGCGUCUUGUUGUUUUGCUUCAGUGCAGUGUUUUUCUCAUGUUAUUUCUUCCUCUGCUCCUUAGAUGCAUUCUUCACUUAACCUCGGUUUCUUGUCUCUUUCUCUGCCUCCUUGGAGCUUGUAGCAGCUGAACAAGUGGCCUUUUUUAGCCCCAUCUAGUUCAUUCUAGACUCCAACUCCAGUGAGUUCAAAUGUCACUCCUGCAGUUCUCGUCUCUUGGCUGGAAUGAUGGACAUCCAGCUGUAUUCACAGCAUUGAGCUGUAACGGUCUUCAGCAGGGAGUUUAACACUGACUGAUAGAAGGCCAAGAGGGGCUUGAAGACGACCACGACAUGUAGCUUUAAAACCUCCCAUGGCCCUGCUUUUGCUGGAGCACAAAGGUCAUACCACAGCCCUGCUGGCAGCUUGGCUCUGUCUGUGCUCUUGUUAAGUCCAGAGCCAGCAGGUAGCUGGUCUGAGUCAGAAAGAGAAAGCCAAUAGGAACAGCAGGCAAACAGGCAACAGCUGGGUGGCUUCUAAUGCUAAUGUUGUUGUGUGGGGGUUGUAGAGGUUCAGUUUAAAUAGAAAGCUGCUGAUUAGAAGGUUGUAAUGUUGUCUCUGUUGUGAAAAAGCAAGGAUUUGAUCUGGAAACAGAGUUAGUCGGACCACAUAAGCCCGCAGAGUCUUCGAUUUUCCCCUCCAAGUAAUGGAUCAUCUGGUGAUAUCUUAUUCAAGUCUUUUUAUCUGUCAUAUUAAAGUAAGAGAUGAAACCUGCUUUGUUUGGUGAGUGAAGUGUGGUUGUUGAAGUGUAAGCAGAUUGAUGUUAGCCAAACACAUAGAAACAGUGAUUUUCAUUUAAGAAAAAGUUAGGUGACAGACUUAUAACUGGACCACCAAACUUUGAUUUCAGGUUGAGUCUUCAGUCUUCCAAGUUCAAGCCACCAGAGAAGAAUCUGAGCUGAGUCCCUAUUAUCUGACUAUUAGUCUGAAUUGAGCUCUCAUUAUUAUUAUUAAUAACAAUAUUAGUAUCAUUAUUUAUCAUUAAAGGUCCUGAUGUUUCACCCCAAUUUAUUCUCUGUGUCAACCAAGACAACCUGGACCUUUUUUUAAUAAUGAAAAGACAUUUAUUCAUUUACAUUAGAUUCAGACUGAUCCUGCUUUUGUGUCCUGGAAAUUGAAAUUGUUGUUUUGCAUGUAGAUACCCACUAUUCUUCUCUUAGUUGGAGAUGUACUUAUUGGUUGCACUGAGGUGUGAUCACUGCGGCCCACCCACUAUGAAUCCGAAUUUUUACCGACUCAACUGUUGGACCUAGUGCUUGAAUCACUUUACAGUUGCUAACAUAGGCUGUGUCUCAUUUCAGAGACCGUAUCGGGAGAAGCGCGCUUAGCUGAGUGCACUGCUGUUUUGUGCCGUUAUGUGCCGUUUUGCGCCGUUAUGUACCCUUCCUGUGUCCCAUUUCAGAGACCGCAACCGUCGAACGGCGCAUUUGAAGCGUGCGUGAGGUCAUCACGCGGCACGAACGGUGUCCCGUUUGGCACAAAAUACUAAGCGCGCUUCAAAUUCGGUCUCAAAACCACACUACCCCCGGCCCUUUUUCAAGCUUGCAUGUAUGCACUAAGGGUGUGGAAAAUAAUCUAAAUUAAUCGAUGCAUCGAUGCGCAUGUGAAUGCACCAUCAUUAUUUCGCGUUUUGUAUUGAAUACGGACGGAAGCCGUGAGGGACAUACAAUGCACUACUAGUAAAACAGCAUGGACCACGUUCAAGUGAGCAGCAGCGAGGAAGAGUUUAUAUGUAAUGCACCCGCUACGUUUAAAUCAUAUGUUUGGAAACACUACGGAUUUGCAAAGAAAGACGGAAAGCUCGACAAAACGUCCGUUAUUUGCAAAGAAUGCCGCGUUAAGAAGCCGUACAAUGGCAGCACGACAAACAUGCAGACCCACUUAAAAAGAGUACACCACAUCACCGACAAGUCUAACGCCACCUCCCCUCCCUUAACAUUGAUUGCACUGUUGAAAGUGUCACUUUAGGUUACUCAUUGAGAGUGUUUUGUUGUUGCUGUUUACUGUACUUUUUACAGCAGUAAUUAUUGUGUAAUUGUUUUACUCUUUUAUUAUUGCAGAACUCACUCAAAGCACUGAUUUUCAGUGACCAGUUAGAAAGUCAACUCUAGCACAUUGGUUUGGCAGACAGUAGUAUGGCCAUUGAAUGGUUUAUUUGCACCAUGUUAGGCAGUGCAUUAGUUGUUUAAUAAUGUGUACUGUAAUAUUACCCAACAAGUAUAGAGCACUUGUGUGAUGUAGGGUUGGGAUUGGAAUCCUUUUUUAUUUUUUAUUUUUUUUUAUUUUAUUGAUUCAGAUUCCUUAACAGUUGCAGGAGGUCUGUCUAAUCUGUGUAACUGUACAAAAUGGAACCCAAAGGAGCAUAGAAAAAAGACAAAAAGCACUUUUGUUGAAUUUACUGCCAAGUGCCUUUAAGGAAUAAGGCCAAAUCAUUUUUGUAGUACCAUACUGAAUUCCAUCUUUUGUUUUAUUUUAUUUUUUUCUUUGCUUAUUUGCAUCAUGUUGAAUUGCAUCAUAUCGCAACAAAUUGCAUCAUAUCGGAUCGGAUCGCAUUGAUUUGAACUAAAUGAUUAUCGUAUCGCAUCAUGAAGAGGGUGAAUCGUAUCGCAUCGUAUCGCCAGAAAAUUCCAUGUAUCGUUAAAGUAUCGUAUCGCUGGCAGUGCAUCGAGAUGCGUAUCAAAUCGUCCUCAGUGCUGAGAUUCACACCCCUAGUAUGCACGCUUUCGUGCCGUUGGUAUCCCAGAAUUCUUUGCGUGCCGCUGCACAGCUUUGCAUUUCAGGUGAGAGGCUGGACUCGCUUGGAGACACAGCGCGUCUUCAAAGAUAAUACAAGAAAUCCAAAACCAACAGACAGUCAGCUCAGGCUGUAUGAGAGCAUGAUCUCUGAACUCACUAAAAUCUGCAAACCAAACAUUAUAGAUUUCGAGACAACUGAUCCGCUCUGCUUCAACUAUCAAAAACAUUAGAAAUAAGAAAGCUGACAAAACUACAGCAGAGGAUCAGGACAACAUUGAGUUUUUUUUUGCUUUUAAGAUUUAGAGAUUAAAGUUGUAAAUUUAGGAGAAUAAAGUCAUAAAGUAAAUAAAGUCAUAAAGCUGCUUUUGUGGAGGGGGAAAUGACUGAAGCUGGUCAUCUGCAGGGUUAUCUGUGGAUGUAUCAGCGGGUCAUUCAGAGAGAUUUUGUGGUUUCUGAAGAAACAAUCAAACUGAUGAUGAUCAACAUUUGUGAUCCAGAGGGAGUCGAGCUCCGAGGAGCAUCACGUCUCUGACACCGGCGGUAGCCUACACCUGCAGAGACACCAACACCUUAUUAUGGCAUAUGGAUUCAUAUCAUAAACUAAAGCUCAAUGUCAUUCACGGAUAUUUACGGCUGCAUAAACGGAUAUAUCCUCAGCAUAUUCAUUUCUGCCUCCACAAAAGCAGCGAUUUCCUUCAAGUACAGCAGUUUUUUUUCCCCGUGGAAAAGAGGUAUUUCUCAUAUAUUCUUUUUUUAAGUCUUUAUAUUUUUGACAAUGUGAUGCUGAUGUGCCAGAUAAUGAAGUAUCUCCUUGUUUGUGAAACCUAUACUGAAGCACAGUUUCUUCAAAUGCUUCAUGGCCCUAAUUUUAACAAGUCUCUCUGAAAUAACAGGAAACUUUAAAACUUUAUUCCCAUAAAUUAAUGACUUUAUUCUCGUAAAAUCACGACUUAAAUCUCGAAGUCUUUAAAGUCUUCUAUCUCAAUAUGGCCCUCAUACUCCUUCAUACAAAACAAUCAUUGGAUGAAUUGUGCUUGUAUGUAUCUACUAUUUUGUGUCUGUGCAAGGUCGCACAAUUAAAAAAUAAAUGCUGCGCUCUGCGGGUUUUCUUUAAGUCAGUCGUGACGUGAGCCUGAGGGCGGGGACAUUUGGCGACUCCACCAGGAAGUCCUCCGAAAGUCUCCAAAUGUCUCCGCCCUCAGGCUUACAUCACGACUGACUAGAAAAAAAGCUGCGGAGCACAGUAUGUAUUGUUUUAAUUGUGCAACCUUGCACAGACACAAAAUAGUAGAUGUAUACAAGCACAGAUCAUUCCCACAAAAUUAAUCUAAUGAUUGUUUUGUAUGAAGGAGUAUGAGGGCCCUAUUGAGAAUUUUUUUUAAAGACUUUGAGAUUUAAGUCGUGAAUUUACGAGAAUAAAGUCAUUAAUUUAUGAGAAUGAAGUCGUAACCUGUUAUUUCAGAGGAGACUUUGUUAAAAUUAGGGCCAUGAAACAUUUAAAGGAACAGUGCUUCAGUAUAGGUUUCACAAACAAGGAGAUACUUCAUUAUAAGUAUAAAGACUUAAAAAAGAAUAUAUGAGAAAUACCUCUUUUCCACGGGGAAAAAAACUGGUGUACUUGAAGGAUAUCGCUGCUUUUGUGGAGGCAGAAAUGAAUAUGCUGAGGAUAUAUCUGUCAAUGCAGCCGUAAAUAUCUGUGAAUGGCAUUGAGCUUUAGUUUAUGAUAUGAAUCCAUAUGCCAUAAUAAGGUGUUGGUGUCUCUGCAGGUGUAGGCUACCGCCGGUGUCAGAGACGUGAUGCUCCUCGGAGCUCGACUCCCUCUGGAUCACAAAUGUUGAUCAUCAUCAGUUUGAUUGUUUCUUCAGAAACCACAAAAUUUCUCUGAAUGACCCGCUUAUACAUCCACAGAUAACCCUGCAGAUGACCAGCUUCAGUCAUUUCCCCCUCCACAAAAGCAGCUUUAUGACUUUAUUUACUUUAUGACUUUAUUCUCCUAAAUUUACAACUUUAAUCUCUAAAUCUUAAAAGCAAAAAAAAACUCAAUGUUGUCCUGAUCCUCUGCUGUAGUUUUGUCAGCUUUCUUAUUUCUAAUGUUUUUGAUUGUUGAACCAGAGCGGAUCAGUUCGUCUCUAAAUACUAUAAUGUUUGGUUUACAGAUUUUAGUGAGUUCAGAGAUCAUGCUCUCAUACAGCCUGAGCUGACUGUCUGCUGUUUUUGGAUUUCUUGUAUUUUCUUUGAAGACGCGCUGUGUCUCCAAGCGAGUCCAGCCUCUCACCUGAAAUGCGCAGCUGUGCAGCGGCACGCAAAGAAUUCUGGGAUACCGACGGCACGAAAGCGUGCAUAAAUGCAAGCUUGAAAAAAUGCUAAGUACGCUUAGCAUUUCUUAGCAUCUCGUGCCAAAUGGGACACCGUUCGUGCCGUCGUGACGUCAUGCACGCUUCAAAUGCACCGUUCGACGGUGCAGAAGUGCACUUAGCCCGAUGCGGUCUCUGAAAUGAGACACAGCCAUAGUUGCGGGCCUGUCAACACUCCCAAAAUCAACCGGGGCGGUUAUUUUCAUCUUACUUACUUCUCUGAGUCCAUCUGCACAGAUGUCUGUUUCAGUGGGAGGCUGUUCCGGUCUUCCCCUCAAUGGUUCUUAUACAGUUUGCACAUGUUCCUGCACUUGAGUUUGCUGUAAAAUCUUUGAAAGCAAAGAUUGCAUGAACAUGCAGGCUGGUCAACACAGUGUUAGUCCCUGUUCUGCUCUGAACUGAAUGAGUUAUACUGGCAUUAUCUAGAAAAUAAGCCAAAAAGAAAAAAAGAAAAUCGAUUAUCAGUUAAUUAGUUUCAGCCCUCUUCUCCCUCAUCAGAGUCCUGGUGCGGACAAAGUCUGAGUACAAGUGUAAGUCAUCAGUGUGGGAGUCCAAAUUGAGUCAUGAGUCCUCAAUCAGGACUUGAAUUGGACUCUUAAGGUCUAUGUGCACAGUUGUUGCAUACAUGUUGGGAUGUAUUUUACAGCACACAGCAGAUCAUAGCAGAUCACAGAUCACAGCAGAUCAAACAGAUCAUUUGUUAGGUUGUAAACAAAGCCAGAAUGCGCACAUUUGACCAAGUUUGCUUUAAAUUCUGUUCCGUUUGCCUUCCCAUGCAUCCUCCCCAUGAAUCUGUAUGCAGUCACACCGCUUUAAACAUUUGCAUUACAUUCAGUCAUAACACACCUUUGGACUCAUAGAGAGUUAGAGGAGUUUUGGGUAAAAACACUUGUGAAAGAGUGAGAAAGACACAGGUAGAGAAAAAAAUGGAGAAGAAGGUUAGUUGAACCUGACAGUGACAGAGGGCGUGCCAGUAAAACCCAUCCCCCCUGAGCAGUGUACACUGACUGGAACCUAUUACCACAUCCUCUUUAGAUGUACAUUGUAACCUCAUCAUGGACUGAUGAAAUCCAUUUUGCCCUCUUUUUAGUUUAACAAACAUCUCUGUAGAGUUGUGCUGCCACGUUAUCCUGCGAGCCAUGCCCUGAAGAACAAGCUUUUGACAUUAACAUUGUCGGGACACUCUGGGGAGAAGGCUGUAAUCUAGAACUAAAGCUUGAAACAGCUCCCCUUGACACAGCCAUGACUUUGCCAGGGAAGAGAGCAGAAAACAUUCUGUUGCAUACAAAUGCUGUUAUGUCUGCCGGAGAGUUUGCCUGACGUAAGAAAAAAACUUUUACUCUUGUAAAUAAGUAAAAGUCUCUGUACUUUGUUCAUUAUGUACUUUGUUAGGUUCAUUAUGUAACCUAAUUAUGGAAAAGCACUUGAAUGUUUUGGCCUCUGUGUCUCUGCAAGUCACGAGUCGUCUCCCUCCGUUUGCUCUCUCAAGAAAAACAAGUGCAUUUGAGGAAUCAUUAUGAAAGGGCUAAAGCUCUGAGCAAACCUCAACCCACUCCAAUCUCAUUUUGUCUGUCUGCCCAACUCAUUUGGCCAGUGACGGCCCGCCAUAUCUUCUCUGACAAUCAUUUUUUCCAAUUGGGUCAGGCAAAUAAUUGCUCAUCACUGUGCGUUAAUGCUGUUUACCACUCUGUCUGUCAGUACUUGGGGCGGCCAUAGACUCCUGAGAUUAGAGGGCAGCAUCUAGACAAACAGAAGAUCAUAGAAGUGUGUGUGGGUACGUGUCAGCCCCAAUGCAAGUGUCCACUUCAUAAGGCAAAUGAGAACAAACAAAAUCAGGCACCUCUUUGCCUUUGAAUGGAUUUUUCACAUCUAAACACACCCAUUCUUUCAUCACCUCUGUCCUCUCUGUCAAAAAAGUCUCUGAGAUCUAAUUCCUUUUUUGUAGGUCUCACAUGUGACUGUAAUACGCCAUCACUCAGUGAGUGCGUAUUGGCUUUGUUGACCCACAUAGGAGUGACAUUCAGCAAGCAAGUGAGCAAGAAAGGUGGAGGAAGAUGAGGAGGGUCAAUGAUUGCUUGGGGACAAGGUGGAGAGUCACAGAGAACUAUAUUUAGAGGUAGAAUUCUGCCAGUUUCUUUCUUCUUGUCUCACUAUUUGCUGUGUUCUCCUCUACUGAAGGGCAGACUGUGUUGGAGUCUGCAGCCGGAGAUGGAGAACCCUCUUAACAAGCCUGGCCCGGAGGUCACUAAAUAAACCACCCUCAUCGCUCUCCCCCUCUGUCUCUGAUCCAGUGCUGACCAGGCCACACACACAAACACACUAAUGGUGAGGCUUGAGCUUCAUUCUGGCUGUAUCUGUAGUCUGUGACUAAGACAUAUGAGUGUGCACCAGAGAGCUCACUCAAUCAUGGCUAAUGAGGUCAAAAGGCCAUCAAAUAUUUACAAGAGCACACUCCACAGUAUACAGUACACAGGGACAGCUGUUUUAACACUGCUCCCACAGCCCCAUAUCCUUUUGAAUAAUCACAUGUAUGUUGGGGCUAUUAAAAAAUAUAGUAAAAAGAGUAAAAUAUCUAAUCCUAAACUUCUUUCUCCUUUUUAAUUGUGGUCAAAUUGCCUUAUGGAUUAAAAAAGCAGUUUAUGUGUUUAUGUGGGUGACUGAACAGAAAAGACAUAAAAGCUCCUGUAAAUAAGACUUCAGUAGUGGUAUUACUGAUGAGACUUAAUAAAGAGAGGUGAGGCUUUGAAGGCUCAAGGGAGCUGAUAGAAAGAGAGGUGUUUUUCUCUUUAAAAGCCUGCAUCAUAUGCGGCCCUGAAAUAGAGCUGUGAUGAUGCCAGUGCUGCACACUGCAUACUUGAAACCACCCACGCAGGAUGUUCAGGGCAGUUUUGAAUUAAGCAGAACUGUCGGUAGCUGUUAAAUGUGGCAACAGCUUAAAAGAUUAAUUUGGCCAGUGUGAUUGAUAAACCAGAGGGAACAAGAGGAGUAAACUGUGCAAGAGCAGUGGGCAGUGAGCAGAGUUUUACUACCUGCUUUGAAUGAAUACUAGGCUAUUCACUCAAAGGUAUUAAUUGAUCAGACUUGUACUAAAAAGCAAAAACUGGGAUGGGAAACACAAGGUUUAACCCUGGUUUUCAGGUUUAUGACUGAGUUUCACCAACCAGGAUACAAAGCACACCAGCCCCUUAAGAGAUCAGCCCGAAUAUAAAGCACUGUAGGCUAACCAAUCAUUACUCUCAGUCCAGGAGCUUUGUAUGGGCAGAAACAAACAAACAAACAAACAAACAAACAAACCAACGCUACCAAAAACAUAACCUCAUUGGCGGAGGUAAUAAAACAUUUGAAAAAGGCACAACACUCAGCACUAACAAUUGCCAUACAAAGUGUUUCAGGAAUUUUAUAAAAAGUUAGUGACAAAAGAUCUUUGUGUGGCAUGGGCUCUUAUUACCUCUGCCAAGGAGGUUAUGUUUUUGGUAGCGUUGGUUUGUUUGUUUGUUUGUUAGCAACUUUACGGCGAAAGUAACAGACGGAUUGACCUGGAAUUUUCACCAGAGGUGUGUCUCAGCCCCAGGAGGAUCCCAUUAAAUUUUGGUGGUGAUCCGGAUCACCUUCUGGACCCAGAAAUUUUUUGAAGGAUUCUUUAUCAUUGUGAGAUAGGGCAAAUUUUGGAAUUUUUGCAUUUAACUCUAUAAAAAUGGCCAGAGUCUUUAGUAAAAAAUUACACAAAAGGAUCUCAAUGAGUUUUAUGAGGUGUCAAAGGUUGAUCCUGAUCCAGCCAAAAUUCCGGAUACUGUGAUCCAGAACACACAAAAAUAAGGGUGUCGUUGGAAUUUUCAAUGCUGAAAGAUAACCAAUGCUACCGAAAACAUAACCUCCUUAAUAAAAAGACACAUAACAGUAAAAGUUUUGGUGUGAAUCACAAUAUAAGUGGGGACAUUAGCUGCUUGGCGGAGGUCUGCGCUCUCCGAGUGCUUUUCUAGUUUGGUUGUAAAACACAUAUUUUUAUGAUAGGGGAGAUAUGUGCAGUUGAUAACCUCUAAAUCUUCUACGAGCAGCAGAUAAUACAGGAAAAUAUCCAUUUUAGCAACAGUCUUUUGCUUGUUCUCCUCCUAAAUCUCCUUUUUUUUUCUCCUUAAGUCUUCCUAUGCUGCUUUGUGUUUUAGCAUCAGCCACUCCUCCUCACACAUAGAGCUGUAACACGUUCUGACUGCCACUACCCAUCCCCGUAAAACCCCAACAGGUACUCCCAACAAGCUACUUAGUGGACUCAACCAUCGAGCUGAAAUAAUGUGAUGUGGACGGUUGCAUGCCUGCGGGUUCAUGCCAUGCUACCUCAGGCCUGAGUAGAAUGCACUGCUGUAGGACAAGUGAGCCCUACACACACACACACACAGAGGAAGCCACCAGCUGACAAUGCCUGUGGCUCUCACUUGCAGACAAAUCGCCUGCUGAUGUUGUGUGCGAGGCAUCAGCAGUUUGCCCAGUGCAGUUCCAUCCAAGAUUCAUGUGGUGCUACAGAAAGAAAGGGCAGCCAAAGAGCACCUCCCAGAGGUUUUUUUUUCUGCCCAUGUAAUGCAGUGCAACAUCUCUGUGAUGCACAAGGGUACUGUAGGCUCUUCUGACACCCUUGGCCUCUUUCCUAGCAUGCAAAAACAGUUUCUUUUUAUUUUUAAACAUGUUUUAACCUUAAAACAAUAAAAAUUAACCAGGUGCUUUAUCCUUGACAAUCAGAAUGAGGUGCAGUGAUAGAGGAGGGCUCUGUCAUGAGGGGUUUGUAGUACUAUUCCUAGGUUUCAUAGAGGCUCCUACAAUACAGAGAGCAAAGGAACCCAGGGAUUCAACUUUUCCAUCACAGUUGUGUUACUGUCAGAAGAAUGGUGUGGUGUCGCCUUCAAGUUGACUCUCAUCAUUAUGAUGAAACAUUAGCAGUAUCUCUGAAAGCAGCACUAACUCACAUAAUUCAGGCUUCAUGUUUCUCCAAACUAAUGUACCUUUGAAGGAAUAAUUGUUUUCUUACCUGUUCAGGGGAAUACUGACAACCAGUUUCCCAUCUUUGUGAGGCAACCAUAGUUGCCAAGUUUGCUCAUUAUAAGCGACUUUGGGCUUGUUUUAUCUCAGAAGUUGCUUGUAAAACUAGUGAGUCAUGGGUUGCAGUUUUUUGGGUUUGAGCCUGGUGACUUUUUCUGGAGUUUGGAGACUCUGACAUGAAAGCAGGUAUUGAUGUUACUCUUCUCAACAGGUGUCGGGUGUGCAUCAUAAACACACACACACAUGCAGACACCCCUAGGAAGACUCCUCCUCCCUCGGGGGGUAUUUAAUUUAUUUGAAGAACUUAAGUUAUCGAAAUUUUUUAUGUUAACUGUGUUUGUUAGAAUUUUGCUGUUGCUUAUGAAUAAUAAAAUAAUAAUUGUAAAUUUUUUACCAUUAAUCAGCGGUCCAUGUUUUACACAAUGUGGCAGGUUGCCUGUUGGGCUUAUGUUGGGCUUGUUUUCAUAGAGCUGGUUGCUCAGGAGAUCUGGCAACACUGGAGGCAACACCUACAGCUUAGUAAGAGGCUGUUUUUUCAGCCUCUCCCGCUCUCCAAUUGUGGCUUCAGGUUUUUUCUUGUAUUUUUUUAAAUAGAAAUUCGGAUGUACUAGGAUUUGCAUUCCUGUGACGCAUGUUAAGUAUGAUUCUCCAUCUGCCAGGUUUUCACAAUCAAACACUUUAUCAAUACAAAUUCAUUUACACAGAACAAUUAAUCUCACUGUCUUCUCUGUUUUUCUACAUGUGUUUCAAAGAACCACUUUGUAAUUUAGAAAACAUGUUUGUCCAAACUUUGUACUAGUUUGUCCAUUCUGAGCUGCUGUUGUAAACAUAGCGGUGUGACAUGGCAGCCUCUGGAAGGCGGUCCUGCUGCUUUGAUAAUAUAAAGGCUUUUUCUGAGUCAUCUAAAUGCCUUAAUUUACAUGGUACAGUAACUUGUUCUGUAGGUUAAAAAAUUUCAGUCAAAAGAUUUUUGAUUUUUAUUCCUUGUAUUGCGAGUAAAAGUGAGAAACUUGAGGAAGGAUGGACAUGACUUUCAUGGAGAGCCAGAAACCAGCUGCUUUUCUUCACACACACACACACACACAUACACACACAUUUGUCUUCAACAAUUUCAGGAGUCUGCCACCUAAGCCUGUUUCUGUUUCCUUGUUAGAUAAGGAGCAAAAAAACCUCCAAAUGAUUGCCGAUGGAGAUUGAGAAGUUGAGAGAGCGAGCUGUAUGUGGGGGCGAACUGGCCUGUCAAAGACAUAAAGGAUGAGGCAGGGAGGAAAAAGACUGAGUUAGGAGCACAGAGAAAGAGACGGAGUGGGAUAAAAUAGAGGCACGUGGGGCAGAUGAGAAAUGGGGAUGCCAGGCAAGUGGCAGAGCAGCAGAGGAAGACAGUGAUGUAGUGGUAGAGGGUGGAAGGAGAGAAGAACAGAGGAGAAAUAAUGGAUGAGAACAAUAGAAAUGCAUUAGAGCAGGAGGUGGAAUGUGUGUGUCUGUGUGGAGGGGAGCUUUGCAUGAAAACCUCGGAAUGGGAAUGACAGAUGCCUACACCUGUAUGUACAGCUACUUAUUUCAUGUUUAAGCAUAAGCUGGCAUGAUCCAGUUUCAAUGUCCCUUUUUUUGAACAGCUCAAGCCUUCAGCAAAAAAGCAGACACUCUUAAACGAUCAUAACAAUUGUCCUUUAGCAUAUGCUUUUGUGAAAUCAGCAGAGCUCUAACAGCCUGGUGUUGGAAAGAAAACAUUCAAAGUCAGCCAGGCAGCACCCACAGAACAUUUCCAUUCAAGUAAACAAACCAUCUGAGUGAUUCUGGGGAGAUAUUUCUAAUCAAGAGUUUAAUCAGCUGAACUCUAAACAAUGCUUGGAAACAAAACCUUCAUCCACUCAUCUCCCUCUGCAACUUUUCUUCACGCUGUGGCCUUCUGUGCAUGCAGGUUCACACAGUCACACACCCACACACUCUCAUGUGGCCCUUGGAGAAGCCUGUCACUGUGAGCGGCCCUCUGCCAUUGGAGGAUAAACUACCUGUCAUGCCGACGACUUUCUGUGGAAUUCGUACCAGAGGCAAAACAAAGGAGGUGCUGAGGUCACGGGGCAUCACUCUUAAAUUAUUCAUCCUCUGCAUCCUCCUUCUGAAUCUUCCUUGCCUGUCGCCUACUUUGUUCUGCCAUCUUGCAACAAGGGCACCUGUCAUAGUCUUUUCCAUUUGAAAUUUUUGGGUAUGUAUUGUAAAUAAACAUUGUGAAAAACUCCUGCAGAAAAGGGUCUGACUGACUUCUCAGUAGGGCAUAUUUAGAGUUUACUCCAGUUUGGGAAGGGCAGGGACCAUCCCCCACUUCUGAAGGUCAUAGCAUCAUGAAUUUUUUAAACUGCUUUGCCUCCCACUUGUUGUUAGGUUGGCUUGCGUGCAUAAUUGAUCAGCAUCCUGGCAGCUACUUGUUCUCCCAGGAUGUCCCUAUGAUUAUGGCUGAAAGAUUAAAAAAGUUUCCAGGUAAUUUAUAAACUUAACUCUUCCCUUUUUUCCUGAUUCCAGACACAGUUAUCCACUCUGGGUUUGACUGAUACCUGGGACCAGAAGUCGGCUGAUUUCUCUGGAAUGUCACAGAAAAGCAAGGGGAAGCUGUACUUGGGUGAAGUCCUACAGUGGGCUUCUCUUGAGCUGACUGCUCAAGCUGGAGAAGGAGCAGCAGAGCUUGAGGAGGAACACAUAGAGAAGCCCAAACUGUUCUAUGCUGAUCACCUCUUCAUUAUCUUUGUGAGAGACAACUCUUCUGGAGCUCUGCUGCUGGUGGGAGCUCUGGACCAUGCAGAAGGGAAGGCCCUCCAUAAUGAACUCUGA